AUGGAGUCACAAAAUAAUCAGAUGCUUCAAAAUAGUACUAGUGAUUCGAAUCAAACUAGUACUGACGCUUCAACAGAAAUAACCACAUCAUCAAAAGCAAAGAGAAAACCAGUAAAGCCAAGGUUUGUAGUUUGGGAUCACUUCACAAAAUUCAUCAAUAGUGAAGGUGAAUUAAAAGGUAAGUGUAAUUAUUGUAAAAAGAAAUUUUUUUGUGAUCCAAAGAGAAACAAAACCACUGCACUUAGGAAUCACCUUAAUUCAUGCAAAAAGCACCCACAUUCCAUUGAGACUAGACAAGCACAAUUAUCAUUGCAAAAAAAUGCAAGUGACAAUGAUGUGAAUGAUUUAGGCACUCUUACUACUUGGAGGUACGAUGAAAAUACAAUUAGGAAGGCCCUUGUCCAUAUGAUAAUCAUUGAUGAAUUGCCUUUUAGAUUUGUAGAAGGAGAAGGUUUUAGAAGCUUAAUGAGAGCAAUUUGUCCAAGGUUUAGGAUUCCCUCUCGUUGGACAAUUUCACGUGAUUGUUAUGAUUUGUUUAUUGAGGAGAGAUCAAAAUUGAGUCAUAAAGGUGAAGCAGUAGGUAGAGCAAUUGAGACUUGCUUGCAAGAGUGGGGGUUAGAUAAAGUGUUCACUAUUACAGUAGAUAAUGCUAGUUCUAAUGAUGAGGCCAUAUCUUAUUUGAAAAAGAAGCUUGCUAAUUGGGGUGUUAGUGUUACUAACUCUACUUACUUACAUAUGAGAUGUAUGGCACAUAUCAUCAAUUUAGUUGUCCAGGAUGGUUUAAAAGAUGUGAAUGAUUCAAUGAUGAAAAUGGAUUCAACGUACUUGAUGUUGAAUACAGCUCAAAAAUAUGAAAAGGCAUUUGAGAGGUACGAGUUACAAGAUCCUAUGUUUAAGAUUGAUAUGGGAGAGAAUGACAUACCUGACUAUUAUGAUUGGACACAAGUUAGGAAGAUGGCAGAUAUGUUGGCUCAUUUUUAUGAGCUCACUUGGCGUAUCUCGGCUCUAGGUAUGUCACAUCAAACCUAUUUUUCAGUGAGCUACAAGAAGCAGAAGUUGGAGGAAUCUGGUGGAUUUGAUACAAAAACAGAGUUAGAAGUGUAUCUAAGUGAGGCAAUUCAAGAGGAAAAUGGGGAUUUUGAGAUCAUGAAAUGGUGGAAAAUAAAUUCUGAAAGGUUUUCUAUUUUAGAAAAAAUGGCUAGAGAUAUAUUGGUCUGGCCGUAA
Molecule: messenger RNA, 1224 nt
Organism: Manihot esculenta (cassava)
Lineage: Eukaryota; Viridiplantae; Streptophyta; Magnoliopsida; Malpighiales; Euphorbiaceae
Product: zinc finger BED domain-containing protein RICESLEEPER 3-like
Exons: 5
Coding region: 1-1224 (407 amino acids)
Molecular function (GO): protein dimerization activity; DNA binding
Source: RefSeq, a predicted model, not a curated record